AUGUCAGUCCUCACGAUUCCCGACGCCGGCCUCCUCCUAGAGAGCUCGGCAACCUCGAACGAAUACCUCCCGUUGCAAGCCUUCGGCAUCACGUUGAAUGAUAGCGUGAUCGAGGACAUGAUAAAAUGUGUACAAGGGGGGCAAGAGGUUGAAUUGACCCUAGGAAAUAAUCCUAGCUUAAUCUUUGGUUCCGAGGAACAAAAAGUCAAAACAAAUCCGCAGUCAUACAGCUACGACUUGUACCUCACGAAACCAGAAGAAUCGGCAAGCAAAGCACAGCGAUUACCAAAUCCCACCAUGUCUAUUCUCAGCAAGCCACCCGCCAGUAUCCUGGCGAACAGGUCUACCAACACCAAAGCCAAAGACACUAAACGAGUCACCAAACCCAAGCCUCUACCUGCUGGAAGGUCUGCUAUGGCGGGUGCAUUAUCGAAUUCUUCCACUAGAUCACUACCGACGAGUCCUGCGCUCAAUGGAGUUUCUUCACCGAACCCAGCCUUUUCCGCCUCGCAGCAGCUACUCGAGAAGAACAAGAACCAAAGGAGUAUUCUUGUUCACGAACUAGCAUCGAGAGAUCGAACAUACGAAUAUCUCUCAGAGAUUUGGAAGGGCGCCGAUGCAGAUCUUAAGCGAACUGUGGAGAAGAUCGCCAAUUUUGAUUCCUCGACGAAAAAGUACAGUCUGCGACCGGUGUUCUGGAAAGAGCUGGACGUAUGGAACUACGAUUAUCGUAAUGAGGAGGAUCGCCGCGCAGCAAUUGACAAUGCCAUUAGGCAAUACGACAAGUCACGCAUUCCAACAUCUGCAGUCGAAUGGGAGAAAUUGCUUACUCCUUCCGAGCGGGGCAAGGGUAUCGUUUUGAGUAAGCUACAAGCAACUCUUGCGAAGGGAAACGUAACCCCAACUCCUCGGGUUGGCAUGAAGAAAGCGGACGAUGGCAACAAGAGCGAUGUCGAUAACAAGGCAAAAGGCGAAGCUAUGGCUCGAUCUAAUUCGCAACCGCUGGGAAGCAAGACGAAGAAGGUCAGCGAACGCGAAGCGCAGACGAAGCGCUUAUUCUCAAACAACCCUAAGAAACCCGCCCCGAAAAAGCCGGCCAGCAAGCCCAAGCCAACCGAAGAGAAGGGCAGGAAAUUCCUUUCGGAUGAGAAAGUGAUCGAUUCCGAAAGCAGUGGGGAUGAGCGGCCGCUAUCGAGAGCUAGUUCGAACCAAUCAUCGUUGAAGUCGUUGAAACCUAUCGAAAGGCCUAUCAAGAAACCUGCUGAGAAACCAGUGGAGAAAUCUAUUGAAAAGCCUAUCGAGAAACCCGCCGAGAGGCCUGUUGAGAAACGAACCGAGAAGCCAGUGGAGAAACCGGUGGAGAGAGUGGUAGAGAAGCCCAAGGAGAAGCCUGCCCCACCGAAAUCGAAGCCUGUGGUUCGAGCACCCCGCGCUCCCGUGAAACCCUCCGGCUUGACCUCUCAGAAACGGCCACGCGAAGACGACGAUAGCAGCUCGAGCUCAGGGGCGCCGCUUAGCAAGCGAAUCAAGCCGAGGGAGCCUCCUAAGCCGUUGUCCAACGUCACGAAUCUGAAGCACCGCCCGUCAGACGCAAGCCAGAGCUCAAGAAAUGCUCCCGUAGGAGUAACGUCUUCGACUAUCUCGAUGAGAAGCAAGAAUACGUCACCCACUAAGUCAUCGCCACUUGCUUCCUCGCCACCGACGAACGCCUCCGACCUCGAAGAUCAUCAACCGCCUCCGCGCCAGCUCAAGCCCCCGGCUCGUAACGGGGAGCGUACUACGAACGGAGCGGUAAAUGGCAGUUCUACGACCAUGAACCAAACCAAGAAGCGCAAGGAACGGGAUGCCGACCAGUAUUCUUCGCAGCAGUCUGCUCCGAACAAGAAGCCGCGCGUGCCGCCUGACGUCUUGAUAAAGGCAAAGAAGUUCACGAGAUUUUACGAGCGAUACGAGGCGUUGCACUACGAGAUUGCGGCCCUGAAGGAGCCACCGGAGGAUAAGCUGGCAGACCUGAUAGAUAUGCGAGAGCGACUUUCCGUCAUGAAGACGGAGAUAUCGCAAGCGGUGGCGUCAUACUAA
This is a messenger RNA of Daldinia childiae, 2079 nucleotides long. RefSeq names its product putative com1 regulatory protein. The transcript has 2 exons. The record is from RefSeq and is a predicted model, not a curated record. Lineage: Eukaryota; Fungi; Ascomycota; Sordariomycetes; Xylariales; Hypoxylaceae. Bases 1 to 2079 code for a protein of 692 amino acids.